UGUGUUGACAUGGAAUGCAGAUGCUUCUGAGGUGUCUGAAGAGGCAUCACUGCUCUGAAUCUUGGGGAACAGUGUUGUUCCAAGAUGGAUUGAAAUGCUCCUCCUUGUCAUCUUCUGUUUAACUUCUCUGAUGAGCAGCGCCACUGCUGCCGGUGGCCGUGCAGGAUAUUCACACGUGGAGUGUGGCCUCCGACCGUCCUUUGAGUCCUUCCUGGAGACUGGCAAGAGAAUCGGGACAGGGAGAUCUGUGCAGCUGGGAGAGUUCCCGUGGCACGUGAGCAUCCAGAGCCACAGGAAGCACAUCUGUGGAGGCACCAUCAUCAGUGCACUGUGGAUUUUAACUGCUGCCCAUUGCUUUGCCAAAGAGCUGCCGCCAGAUCUCACGGUUGUAGUGGGGGGAAUCAACCUCAGUGUCCCGCUGGAAGAACACAAACCGGACAGCUUGAUCCUCCAUGAGAACUUCAACAGCACAAGCAUGGCAAAUGACAUAGCCCUCAUCCUGCUCAGCUCUCCCAUCGAGUUCAGCAAGGAGAAAAUUCCCAUCUGCCUGCCCUUCAUGUGUGACAUCCAUACCUGGCAGCACUGCUGGGCUGCUGGCUGGGAGAACACAAGUGCAGAUGCUGUGCCAGCAUCCCACGUGCCAGCAUCCCACGUGCUGCAGAAAGCGCAGGUGAAGCUUAUCAGCAGGGAGCAGUGCCUGGAGCAGAUCCCACAGCUCCGGGAGAACGUGAUGUGUGCUGAGGUGGAGGAAGGAGAAGGAGGCAACUGCCAGGUGGACAGCGGGGGACCUCUGGUUUGCAGCUACUGGAACACCAUGAAGUGGUUCCAGGUCGGAAUCAUCAGCGAGCAAAAGCCAAACCACAAGAUUUUAACGUCUGUUUACAGCUACCUUGGCUGGAUUGAGAAUGAAACAGCCAUAAGGGGUAAACCUUUCUUCAUUGAAGGUGUGGACAACGGGGCACAUCUCAGGGUCAUUCGUUCCAGAGCUGGGGCACAGCUGGUGUUUCUUGAGCACUGUUUCCUUUUAUUUAUCUCUUUAGUAACAAUUAGUUUUCUUGAGAGAAGAUUUUUGAACACAUAAUAAAAGUCAGAACUUCCA
Messenger RNA from Corapipo altera (White-ruffed manakin), 1099 nucleotides. It is a transcript of the gene PRSS55, whose product is annotated as serine protease 55. The coding region runs from base 95 to 1081 and encodes 328 amino acids. Gene Ontology annotation, biological process: proteolysis. The record is from RefSeq and is a predicted model, not a curated record. NCBI's taxonomy places the organism in Eukaryota, Metazoa, Chordata, Aves, Passeriformes, Pipridae. The transcript has 5 exons. Gene Ontology annotation, molecular function: serine-type endopeptidase activity.